UGUAAUUCUUUUCACGUUCCUUUUACGGACGACAUCUGAAAGUGACAAGACGUGUGAAACCAUGAAGACGUGUAUUGUAAUUAUUCUCUUUAUUCAUUUUCUUGCGACCAAUGCCAAGUUUACAUGGAAAAAUUGUGCUCCAGAAGAUGCUAUUCUACAUGUAAACAAUGUGGAGGUAGGACCAGACCCCAUUGUCGUGCCGGGAGACAUAACUUUGACUAUGGAUGGAAACAGCACCGCCCCUCUCGGGAGCUCCGCCCUUCAUAUUUCACUUAAGAGGAAAACAUUUCUAGGAGAGAUCCCAAUACCGUGUAUAAGUAAUAUUGGUUCUUGCACAUACAAAGACCUGUGUACACUCGUUGGCCAAAUGAUACGUGAAAACUGGUUGGGAAUAACUACCGGCAUCGCCACGCAGAUUCAAACGAUGCUUGCAAACAGUGGUAUAGAUGCUAGCCAGUGCCCACAACCAGCCCAGUCCCUGAGGAUCGAUCACCAGUCUAUCCAUUUACCGGAAGUACCAGCUGCCCUCUCAUACUUUGCUGCAGGAGACUAUCACGCCCACAUCUUUUUGACGGACAACACCUCAAACAAGGUUCAUUUGUGUAUCGAUGCCUUCUUCACAAUCGCAGAAAAGGAACCGUGCACGGGUAUUCUGUGCAUAUUUGGAUAAAACAUUGAUACUGAAUUUUCUGUAGACGUAAAGUCUGUAUUAGUAAACGAAUAAAAACAUA
This is a messenger RNA of Mercenaria mercenaria, 731 nucleotides long. RefSeq lists its product as uncharacterized. The coding region runs from base 62 to 670 and encodes 202 amino acids. Gene Ontology annotation, biological process: ganglioside catabolic process; lipid transport. The transcript is spliced from 4 exons. The record is from RefSeq and is a predicted model, not a curated record. NCBI's taxonomy places the organism in Eukaryota, Metazoa, Mollusca, Bivalvia, Venerida, Veneridae. Gene Ontology annotation, cellular component: cytoplasmic side of plasma membrane. Gene Ontology annotation, molecular function: enzyme activator activity; lipid carrier activity.